AUGGAAUAUAUCACCAGAGGUACAGGAAAUAUAGAACUGACAUUUUCUUUGGCAGUUACAGGAGGGCCCUACGUGGGCAAAUCGCUCUUGCUGAACAGAUAUGUUAAUGGCAAUUCUCAUUACACCGAAGAAGCGACCAUCCUUCUUAAAAGUGUACGUCUGGAUCAUGACAUGAUAGUAACACUUGUAAUGUGGGAUAUUUCUGUUUCGGACUUUUUCUUCGCGAAAGCAAGGGCUCUUGUUGUGUAUGACAUAACACAGAGACGUUCAUUUGAGAAAGCAAAGGAGUUGGUUGAUGAGUUCGCUCAACGGGCCUGGCCAGGUGCCUUUGUAGCUCUUGUGGGGAAUAAAGCGGAUCUUGAAAGUAGAAGGGAGGUGUCUUUUAAGGAAGCUCAGGAUUAUGCAGAUGGAAACAAUGUAGUUGAGAUUUUGAUGGAAGUGUCAGCACUAACAGGCGAAAAUGUGGAAGACCUUUUCUCCAAAGUAGUGAAACGUAUAACUGAAACCAUACCCGUUGUCGAACAAACGUUGGCUUUGAGAAGCAAAACUUGGAAUCUGAGUAAGAUGAAUUUGAACAGCGAUGAGGUGGAGUAUCUCAUAAACGUUUUUAUGCCUAGGACUUUGUCAGCUGCAUAUAUCCAAUCGCUGGAUUUGAGCUACAAAAAUUUAGAAAAGCUACCUGGCUUUUUUUUGUUCCCAUUGGAGACCUUGACGUGCUUAGAAGUGAAUGACAACAGAUUGUCCUCUCUGCCUACAAGUAUGCGAUGCUUGAAAGGACUUCAAGAGGUGGACUUGAGAAAUAAUCAACUGAAGAAACUUGAUGUGGUUAGAGAACUGCCUAAACUUAGAAAACUAUUGGUUGAAGGAAAUCCGCUCUCACUAGAGGAGAUCAGAAGUCUUUUUAAGUAUGUGGAUACGACUACAAGACCGAUAUUCGUAGACAUUGCAGCUGUAGCUCCUCCUGAAAUUUUGGCGCAAGGACAUUCCGCAAGACUGGUUUAUGAAGAGGCCCUUAGAGAUGGAUUUGUGAAUGUUUAUCGCGGUCGCAUAGUAUUGGUUGGCCAGGAUCGUGCCGGUAAAACAAGUUUAAAGAAGACUCUCUUAGGUCUUCCAUUUGACUUCAAGGAACAAAGUACGGCCGGGAUCGAAAUUGAGCCAUCAAAGUUCGAAAUUGAAGUUGAGCAAAUUAAGAACUGGACUCCUAGUUGUGCGAACAAGUCAAGUUUGUCUGAUUGUUUGGAAUAUACAACGGGUAUGGCAAAACUGUUAGCGACAGAAAGGUAUCACAUGAUUGUUCGUGAUGACAAGGAAGACUCGGAAAUGAAAUCAGUAGGGGCACAGCCUAAGGAAGAACGCAGAGUGGAGUCAGGAGAUGAAUUGCACACAAAACAUGUUGUCGCCGAUCAGGCUUCCAUGUACGAGGAUACGGCCACAAAGUUUCCAGAUAGAUCCGGGCCAUCAAGCGAAUUUCAUGAAGGAGAUAAUCCGAGCACAAAGUCCAAAAUAGCUAUCAACGCCACCGUACUUUCUAAUGCCGUUGAAAAACAGGCUGAUAAACUCUUAAAGAACAUGAUCGUUGAAGGUGUGGAUGCUGAUCGUGCAUACAUUGAGAAAGGAUCCUCGAUAACCGCAGAUUUGUGGGAUUUUGCGGGUCAGCAAGUGUACUAUGCUGCUCACUCGGUAUUUCUUUCGCCAAGAGCUGUGUACAUCGUAGUUCACAACCUUAACAAGCCACUGAAUGCCCGAGCUGAGCCAUGUGCCAGACAGGGAACUUAUGAAGUAACUUUGGAGAACCCAAACAAUGAGACAAAUCUAGAGAAUUUGCUGUCGUGGCUCGUGACAGUUCAUAAUAUGAGACCAACUGGAGAAGAAAUGGUUGAAACGCCUAACGUGCUGCCCUAUCUCCGACCUCCAGUGUUCAUUGUUGGCACCCAUGCUGACGAGCCAUAUGAAGAUACUAAGGAUGUUACAUCCAAGAUACUUCGUGAGAUUUCUAGUAAGGAAUAUGGAAAACAUGUGAUCCGACCAUUCUUCUACAUUGAUAACACUCAAAGAGACAAGUCAUUUGCGCAGAAAAUCUGGAAUUGCUUUAAAUUUCAAAGAAAUGCUCAAGCAGGUCAAGAAAGAGACAAUGAUGGCACUAGUGCCGAUGGAAUUCAUGCUCUUCGAGCGAGAAUCCUGGAAGUACUUCGACAGGAACCUUAUAUGGGAGAGAAGAUACCAGUGAGAUGGUUUAACUUCGAAAAGGUCAUUGAAGCUUUGGUAGCUGAGAAUGUAUACCACUCAAAUACUGUCCAUCUUCAAACCUAUGCCAAGGAUGUAUGUUUUAUAGAAGACGAUGAACAGUUUCACACCAUGUUGAAUUUCUAUCACGACUUAGGUUUGAUUGUGAAACACCGCAGUACAGUCAUUCUGAAGGCACAGUGGUUAAUCAGUCUAUUCAAGAAGCUUAUAACCAUCCCAGCAUUCAAAAAAGCGGAUCCUGUGCAUUCCAAGUACUGGCUGCAACUCGAGACAAGUGGUGUCCUUACGAUGGAGCUUGUUGAUCACGUUUUUUCCCCUCUUAUUGAGCAAGGCGUUAUCAAGGAAGACAUCUUGGACAUGAUGGAGCAGUUUUGUUUGAUUGCCAAAUACUCACCAUCCCCGGCUGACGUUUAUUACUUUGUGCCAUGUCAACUGAGGUCCUCACCUGAAGAGCUUUGUAAAAUGGAACCAUCAUCUACGGAUCCUUGUCCUUUGUAUCUUCAUUUCCAAGAAGGCUUUGUUCCGCAUGGUCUUUUUACUCGCCUUGUUUCAAAAUCGGUUGCUUGGUGUGGUGCAAAUGGAUCGUCACAGCCUCCAAAACUCUACCAGAAUGGUGCAUGGUUCAUUCUUGAAGAACGCGUCAUACAUGACAUGAUUAUGAUUUGCAAAAAGAAGUUCAUAAAAAUCCUCUUGAGACAAAGAAUUAAGAGGAACGUAGUUGCAGUUUCUAAUGCAACUUUGGUAGAAGUUGCUAGAAGUGUGCGAUUGUUUAUGGAGAGCACUUUAGAAAAGAUGUCGCAGGAGUUCCCAUACCUGAGCAGGAUGCAGCAUGAAGGAUGA
Molecule: messenger RNA, 3084 nt
Organism: Pocillopora verrucosa
Lineage: Eukaryota; Metazoa; Cnidaria; Anthozoa; Scleractinia; Pocilloporidae
Source: RefSeq, a predicted model, not a curated record